AGUUACUUUUCCAUGGUCUGUCCCUCUGCGGUCAGCCUACUCGCCCCCAAGACUCACGCCGAACCCUGGCUAGGACAGAUCGGACAUAACCCUCCCAUGCUCAGCAUCUCAUACUCCCUGACUACCCGACGUCCCAAAGAUACACGCGAGAACAUCCUUGCCACGAGGCAGUUCAGCGUCAACAUUGUUAACGAGCACCUCGCUGUACCUAUGAACGCGACUUCGGUGUGGAGUGUCCGGCGGAUGUGGACGAGUGGAAGAUUGCGGGACUCAGGAAGCGGCCAAGUGUUCGUGGGCAUCAAGCCCGCGCUAGUCGAUGCCAGUUCGGUGAACUUCGAGUGCGAGGUGGGUCAAACCAGCAAUCUAGCGGCGCAGGGACUAAUCCCUCCCCAACUCUACCACCACUUCGAUAUCGUGCCGCUCUCCGAAACCGGCCAGGCCAACCUGCCGCCCACCACGACCCUUAUCCUGGGUCUCAUCCAGCGCGUCCACGUCAACGAGAGUAUACUGACCCCGGAUGGGAGCGCAAUUGAUCCCGCGAAGCUGCGGGCGGUCGCGCGGCUUGGUGGCACGGCGUACGCGAAGGUGAACGAGGGCUUUGAGCUCGCGAGGCCGGUUUGGAAGGAGAUGCGGAAGGAGAUGGAUGAGGCGAAGCGAGGGCGGGAGUAGGAGGGUGCACGGGCGAAGGAGCCGUGAGCCCGCGACGUGGAUGGUCUCGUGAGACUAGGAGCGUACGUUUGUACGGCGGCGCAGAUUAGGAGCAAGGAAGUAAGGCUAUCAUGCGUAGCGAGAGGGCGCAACAUGAUACAGAGUUAUUCAUGACGAUGUAUCACAAUUACCAUGACCGAACACAAGGCCUGCACAAUGCAUGUACAACGUGGCUUAUCGCCAACGCAGCUGCGAGCACGGUCCGCCUCAC
Schizophyllum commune H4-8 is the source of this 919-nucleotide messenger RNA. RefSeq lists its product as uncharacterized. Lineage: Eukaryota; Fungi; Basidiomycota; Agaricomycetes; Agaricales; Schizophyllaceae. Gene Ontology annotation, molecular function: FMN binding. The transcript is spliced from 4 exons. The record is from RefSeq and is a predicted model, not a curated record. The coding region runs from base 13 to 669 and encodes 218 amino acids.